CUUUGAAGAGCGCAAUCGCUUUUUCACAAAAUAAUAAUAUUUAUUUUUCACAUUUUGCAUUUUACUUCGUCGUCAAAGUUUGAAGUUUUUGAAAUUUGGGUUCAUAAUUAAUACCUAAUGCGUAGUUGCCAUUAACUAAUGGACUUAGAUUAGUAUGUUGUCCGGUUAGUGGGAGGUGCUUCUGAUUCCAACUUAUCGUAGAUGUGAAGUAGCACUUCAAACUUGAACCGGAAGUGGGUCAUGCCUCCAAAGGUGGUUAAGUAAUAGGCGAAGCUGAAAAAGGAACAGAGACAAAUGGAGGAGAACGAGCUGGCGACGGAGGAUGACGCCCUGCCUGACGAAACCAAGGCGGACCAUCGCCGAAGAUUGGAACGAGAACGAAAAGGACAGAGUCGCAGUGAGAAAAAGGCAACCACGACACCUUCGUCCCGAUUACGACCUUCGUCAGCACGUGUGAAGCAUAUCAAGAUUGAAAGGGAUGAGGUUACUGAUGACGAUGCGGAGGAAGGAAGUGGAGAUGACGAUAAAGCCCUUUUGCGAAAUCCUAUAGUAAAAUUGCAAGAAUCAGAAUGUGAAGACAAUAAUGACGCCGAGUACACUCCUGACGAUGACCGGAGCCAGUCUGAUGAAUUAAUUCAAGUACCAAAAAGGACACAAAGAAAGCGCCGGAGGACAUCAACAAAAUCGAGAUCUGCCUCCAGUAUCGACAAUAGAACAAAUCCCAGACGUAAACGGUCAGUCAGUGCCAAAAAUUUGAAACUGGAAGCCAUCAGAAAGAGAAUUAAGAGAAAGGAGGAGGAAACUCUGGCGUAUGACGGACCAGAUCUUGACUCGAUUCCUGGGGAAACGUGGGCCGAUUAUAGACGGCGAAAGGACCGUGAGAGGGUCAGAAAGAAGAGAGCCAUGCAGAAAAGUAUGCACAAUCUGGACAAGGGUAAUAACGACUCAUCCCAAGCUCACCCACCUACUGGUGCGGUUGACCCAUCCACUUCUCGGCCCCCUGUCCCUGUGUAUUACACUCCCCGGGAGAAGGUAGUUCGUUCCAUUCGGCAUGAGGUGGACCGCCUUAUUAGCACUGAGACUGAGAAAAAGUGGGACCCUAGCAGUAAAAAGUGGAAGAAGAAUCGACCCCAAAAUUUGGACGACGUGGCACCUGAAGCCGGUGAAGACUUGCUCUUUAAGGAAAUGCUCAUACUUAAGUUGCAGUUGGAAUUUGAGAACGUUCGAUCUGUACUCAUCGCCGAAGCCGUCGAGCUUGAAUUAGGCAAUUGUGUUCCAUCAUUGGAACGACCCGCACCCAUAGAUCAAAGUCAAAGUUCAAAUGACCCUGCUCAAGACGAUGGCAGUGACCACGACCAUAAUGAGGAUGAUUGUAAUAGUAGUAGCGAUCACGAUGGCUCCGCUUGCAGCUCUCUUGAAGUCGUCAUGGUUAAACCAGAACCCUCCGACAUCCAAGACAAAAACGAGAUGCAAGACUGGAUAGCCAACACCGUCUCUGCGGCCGACGACGAUUUUACCAAUUCCCACAACAGCUCUGGAUUCCAACCAAAAAAUCGAAUUCACAAUAUCAGGAAACAAGAGCGCGCCUCCCAACUUGAAUUACAACUUGAAUUAUGCCGUGCCCGCUGGAUGGAGGAAAAACCGGACGACUCCCAAAGUCGUGACCUGAUCGACAUUGAACGUCAAAGCCUCAUUGACCAAGUUAUCCUCGAAAAGAAGGAGCUUAUCAAACACGCAGAAGUCUGGCUUAGUCAAAAGAGAGAACUUUACAGCAAGGAAUCUCUCACCGAGAGGAGCGCCCGGAUCGCGGCUCGCUUAAAAGAUAACGAACCUCAACAUUCAACCCCAAAGGCAACAGGCAUCCCUCUCACACCUGAAGAGAAAAAGUCACGGCACGCCCAAUUUUCUCGGAUACGAUGCCGCAUGGAGAAAAAAGAGUAUGAAAUCCACCUUAAACUCGUCGCUACCCUGAAUCCGGCUGAAUUCGCUAACACAUUGACACACCCAGAUCAUCAGCCAGUCAUCCAAUAUUGGACAUUGGCCGCAGGAUCGAACAAAGUCAAAGUUAGAGAAGAACUAAUUAAGUACCGGAAAAUGUUGGGAAAAUUCCUCACUUUAACAAAAACGAGCAAAAUCAGCUAUAAUAAGUCGUCUUUAGCGGUUCAGGUUGUCGAAUCCUCGGUGACUACAAAUUUCAAAGAGUUUCACACUUUUUUGGAAAAGUUUGGCUCCGUCGUUCUAAAGUAUUUAGAACAUAGACGAUUCUACGUCGUUCGCAGAAUCAAGAAAUACAAUGAGCUUAGUUUGGAGGAGAAAUUUAAGGAUAAUUUGUAUCGCAAGGAGUGGAAAGCGAAAAAGCGUGGUGGUGGCGUCAUCUCGGAGGAAGCUCGCGCCAAGUUUGACGCCGAACGAGAGGCCGGUGUUGCCGGAUGGGAGGCUAGAAAGAGGGAAAAAGCGAUGAAGAAGCAAUUGCAACAGGUAAUGAAAUGUGUCAAAGGGUCAAAACGACAACGGAGUAAGAAAACCCCAUCAGCGUCGAUGUCGACAACCGCUCCGCCAAGAAAGAAAAUGACCCCAAACAAGAAAAAAACUGCAAAUCUUCUACACACACUCACAACGAUGCCCACAUAUCUUCCCCCACAACGACAAAAUCGAUAUCAUGUCGAUGACGACCACGACGACUGGACGCCCAACAAUGCGGCGGACUCAUACUCUCCUCCACCACAAGAUGACGAUCACUACGUGAAAGAAGCUGAAUUCCCUCAUCAACAGCAACACCACACCCAUCAGCACUUUAUGGCGGUAGAAACUCCGGUUGGGUAUGAAUUGGGUCAAGUCCAACUCGACGGGUGGGUAGCCUUAUCGACACCACAGCAACAUGAUGCCUAUCACCAUGAGCAGAUUAAUUCGUCCUACCAAUCUACAUUGACCGGUUAUCAGCAACACCUGUCCACCAUUAAUACCAAUGACUGGUCAUCUAACGCUGCUCAUCGAAACUCCACCGAUGAUUAUACUCAUCACGGCUCAUCGCAGCCUAAAAAUAUCAAACGGAAGCCGGGCCGUCCACGUGGGUCGAGUUAUAAAUCUCACUCCACCAAAUUGGUCAAGGACUCGUUGAAACGCUGCCGACGUACCCACCCUCCGAAUACUGAUUUCUGGGGGAACCGUGCCAGGAAGGAGAGCAAGGCACGAAGAGCUACUCUUGGUCCUGCACCCCCCGUAGAACCACUCCUACCGGAAACCAUAUGUCCCUUAGAGCGCUCAGUACAAAAGAUGCUGGAGACGAAACUACCCGAAAAUGUGGCCAAUUUAUGUCCGAAAUGUCCCCACUGUGAUAAAGUCUUCAAUGAAGAGUCCGCUUUUAAGGCACAUUUGAAAAAGAGACAUUCCGAACAGGAAGUGGAUAAGAAGAAAUCGAAAAAGAUGAAACCAAGUAAUCAAUCGAAGGAGAAGUUUACCUGUCCCAUCUGCGAUUUCGUAUACACUGACAGGUCACGGCUCUAUGAACACUUGUAUGCAUACCACUGGGUCAAAAACGAGAUCAAAUGGAUGUGUCCGUUCAGCGCCCGCGUUGGGAAACAAGUUGACCUAAAGUGUAACAAUUUGCUGUUUGGAAAGAUUGGUUUAUUAAACCAUUUUAAGAGAAAACAUCCUGAGUCGACCAAGCAUUGGUACUUGCCUUUUGACUCGCGCAGCACAACGAGUCGUUCCUCUCUCUUUGUGUGUCUUGAAUGUGACCAUGAUUGCAAAUCAUUCUCCACCCUCAUCGACCACUACGUGUCGACGCAUGACCAUUUACGAUGGGGUUGUGAGCAUUGUGGCGUCUUGUUGAGGAGAAGGGAGCAGUUGGAUGAUCAUGUCGCCCUCUUUCAUCCGCAUGACCAUCGUGGGAUCGAAAACUCGAAAUGUGACGCUCCGCUUAAUAUUUCGAGUGUAAAUGUCCACAAGUGUGCUACAUGUCUGUCUGAAUUUUCGUCAGUGGAAUGGCUGCAAAGUCAUGUCAACAAAGGUCACAGAUUUGUCGCUGAAGGAGAGGGGACCGAAAAUUCACAGCCUGAAGAAUGUGAUACGAAUCUGACUUGCUUCUGGUGCAGGAAAGUGUUCAAGACGAACUCUGAGUUGAUGGAUCAUAUAGACAAAUGUCAUCCUAAUGAGCCACCGGUAUCGAAAGCGAUGGAGCCGGAAAUGUAUCACUGUGCGGAACCUUACAAAUGCGAACUCUGUGCAAAAUCGUUCCUAACUUUGGCCCGGUUGAGAAAGCACUGCUUCGAGGAUCACGAUCUGGCUAAAUAUGUGGAACUAAUCAAAGAAAAGGUUUCGAUUCCUAAGUCAACAUCUAAUCAUACCCACCAAGAUGAGCAGCAUGCCGCCACCAAAUAUCCCACCCCUACCAUUCCACCCUAUUCCGCCUCCCUCUGUCAACUUUGCCACUUUACGACAUCGCACUCUUUCCAUCAGGUCCACCUCGUCUACGAUCAAGUCAUGAAACGCUACUGCCAAAUCUGUCAAAAACUUUUUGGUCGAAAACACAUGCUGAUUCUGCACAUGAAUGCAGUUCAUUCCAUCCCCCUCGACGCCCUCGUCAUCCCCUCCGCCACUGGAAUAGUAGAUGAUACGACCUUGCAUGACCCCAAUGAUCCCCCCAUUUCUUGUCCCGAGUGCCCAAAAGUCUUCACCGCUUCCCAGUUCCAUCACUACCACUCCUUCCACGCACAAGGCAUCUGGUCCUGUCCUCACUGUCCGAGUAUCUUUAUCACCCGUGAGAUGCGGUUAAAACAUGUCAAAGACGAACACAAUCCCGGCAAGAAGGUCAUAACCCCAGAAAUUUUGGAAUCCUUGAUACACGCCACGGAAGUCGAGCAUAGCGGAAAAUCCGUCACCAUUUAUACUUGUAAAGUAUGCAUGAAAAACUACAAGAACAAAGAAUUCGUCAUCACUCACAUCCUAGAAGCGCACAAAAACAACGCAUUCACGAGGGUGAUGUGUCCUCAGUGCAAUGCCACAUUCCAGUACGCCCACUCUUUGAGGGGUCACAUGAUAACGGCUCACAGUGAGGAGAGAAUGAAGAGAUUUAAAUGUCCGGCGUGUCCGAAAACCAUAACGAACAUGCCUCAGAUGAAGCGACAUGUGCAAAAAUUUCAUGCAGAAGUUAAUUUCGAUCCAGCAAAAAUUGAGACGGUGAACAUUGUCGAGGAGGGUGCGAGAAAUGGGAAACGUUUCCUCUGCAACAUUUGCACCCAGGAUUUUUCGACGGAGGACGGACUAAAGUCGCACAUCACUGGGAAGCAUUUUCCGAUCCACUUCACCUCUUUUUGUGACCACUGUGGCCUCCAAAUUAGCGAAAAGAGCAAAAAAUGGCACAUGCGGAAACAUCAUAGCGUGCUCACCACGACGAGCGUCGAAACCGCAAAGACGAACAAGGUCAAGAGCCAAGUCAGCUCCGUGUUUGAACUGUUGGAAAUUUUGCAGAAAAUAUUAGUCAAGACUUCUCCCACGCCACGAAAUCAGAAACGAUCAAAUGCUGGGAGGAAGGAACCGGAAGAGAGUGACGAUGAAGGUCAAGAAUCCGAGGACGAAGAUGAUAACGAACAAUCCUUCAGUGGAACGAGUGGCGACGAAGAUAACAACCGGAAGUCACGCCGUAGAUCUGCACAUAGUUUUAUUAAUUUAAAAAGUUACAGGUUAGUAAAACAAAAAACCUUCAAAGCUAAACGAAGCCUCCCCAAACCCCCUCAGAAAAGGAGCAGUCGACCUCGAAGUGCUACCAAGUCGUCCGUAUAUUACAUAGAUGACUCUACUUCUUUUGAUGACGAUGGUAACGAUGCAUCGGAAUUUUCUUACGCGGACGAAUCAAGCGAUGAUAAAAGAAUGUCGCUAAAAAAAUUGUUCAUAAAUCCGAGCAAGAGUCUACGGCGUGGAGUAAUCAAAUCAUCAUCCAAUCUCGCAGGUGGAUCAUCUUUAACAAGAUCUUUAGAUUUAUUAGGAGGUAGAUUCAUUCGUAUCAUGCUCGAACGGUGCGAUAUCGCAAAUUGAAUUACAACUCAAAGACAAAUUCUAAAAUUAGCUUAAUUUUUGUGUAACUGGUUUUAAUUCAACAAAUUUUUAUACAAAUAUGUAAGUGGAUUUUAGCUCCAUAUAAUUUUAUGAAGUGCGAAACGUUAAAUGCGGAAAACAGAUAGUAACGCUUAAAAAUAAAUAUCGUCUAGUCUAA
Molecule: messenger RNA, 6211 nt
Organism: Folsomia candida
Lineage: Eukaryota; Metazoa; Arthropoda; Collembola; Entomobryomorpha; Isotomidae
Exons: 13
Coding region: 295-6033 (1912 amino acids)
Biological process (GO): regulation of transcription by RNA polymerase II
Cellular component (GO): nucleus
Molecular function (GO): RNA polymerase II transcription regulatory region sequence-specific DNA binding; DNA-binding transcription factor activity, RNA polymerase II-specific
Source: RefSeq, a predicted model, not a curated record